Bursaphelenchus xylophilus (pine wood nematode) is the source of this 810-nucleotide messenger RNA. Lineage: Eukaryota; Metazoa; Nematoda; Chromadorea; Rhabditida; Aphelenchoididae. The record is from the annotation of a GenBank genome assembly.
AUGGCUGAUGAUCAAUACGAAUCGCUGGUAAACCUUGGUGCUGGAUUGGUUUCUCCACCCACCUCUGUUAAAGCUCGGCCAGUCCCGAAAACAAGCAAAUCUCAGGAAAGUAAGAAGAUGACAAAAGAUAUCAUCAAACUCAAAAGAUUCGCGCCAUGUGUAAAAGCUGUGAUGCAGGAUUUUUGAGAAAAAAGGCAAAUGUUUCUGUUUUUUUAAACAACAAAAUUAUGCCUCUUUUUCUCAUAAAUAGGGUUGUUAAAGUCAUCAAAGUUGUCAAAUUGCCGUCAUUUUCGUCGAAUGUCAAAUUGAUUUUUUUUUUUGGAUUUUUAUUGUUUAGAUUUUUACUAAAAAAGGAAUUUAAAAUUUUAGGAACUAAAUUUCCCCUUUUCAAAACGACGAGUGAAAUAAGCAGUAAAACUAAUUGCCACUAAUAUUAACGGUGUCCAUCAUAGUUAAACUCGCAAAGCUUCGUAUAUCAGGAUUUUCAACGACGAAAAUGACGCUCAUUUGACGGAAACUUGACAUCGGAUUGAAAUAAUCCGUCAAAUCAAAUAACCCUACUCAUAAAUCAUGUAUCACGGCUUGUAAUGUAAAGCUAUAGAUCUGCAGUCCGUGGCUCCAACGUCCACUCAGUCCAGAUCAAAGAAUGUCAGCCAGCAAAAGACGGCAAAUCCAGUUCCUGCACUCAAAUAUUACGGUAAUAAUGGGAUUCCUACACUUGAGGAAAUUAGCCAAAAAACACUUGAAAUUGAUGACGAAGAGAAGGUCGAGAUAACUGAAUGGACCAACGAUGGAAGUUUUAACACAUAA